AUGUAUGGAGACAUAGCUAAUAAGCUAAUAUUAGAUGCCAAAAGGUCAUCAAAUUUGUCCAGUAUCCCAAUUUAUCAAUCUGAACUAAUUAGAGAUAUAGUCAAAGAAACAAACGAUUUAAACAAAGAUGCCGACUACUUAACUGAAGUUCAUGAUGAAAUCACAAAUCAUCUAGAUACAUUAACAGAACAGUAUAAUGAUUCCCUUGAGAAGCUACAAGAUAUAAACAAACAAAGGGUUGAUUUAGAUAAAAAAUUGAAAGAAAUUGAGAAAAAAGAAAGAGAUCCACGAAAUUCUAAAGAUUAUACUAAUGAGAAGAACGAAAUAACUGGGUUAGAUACCGUGUUGGCUAAAAGAAAGGAAACUACGGCCAACCAAGCACAAGAAUUAUCUCAAGAGAUAGAACAGAUCAAUGAAAAACAUUCAAAAAUUAAUCAAUGUCAAUUGUUUGUUACCCAUUUGUCUAUGAGAAGAAAUAAGCGAUGCUUGUUGGCUUAUGAAAAGUUGAGGGCUGAUAAAAUCUCAGAGUUUGCAUGGUUGAAUAUUGACCCCAUUGAAGGAACACCUACGUCGACUUCAUUAGAAUCAAAUGUCAAUCCAAUAACAAAGAAUUUAACUGGGUUCACUACAUCGUUGGAUUUGAAUAAUUUGAACCAUUUUGAACAGGAUUUUUUCAAACAGUACCAGGAUCUCAUUAUGAAUUUCAAAUCUGAUUUUGAAGACAUUGAUUUAAGUGGAGAUUUGAACCCACCGACUAAUAUUUUCAUCGAUGUUAGAGUCUUGAAAGAUGGCGGAGAGGUAACUACUGAAUAUGGUUCAUUUAAUUUAAUAAAGGACUCACAGUUCUUCGUGAGAAAGUCGGAUGUUGAAAGGUUGAUUCAACAAGGGUAUCUAGAAGAAAUUGUAUAG
Molecule: messenger RNA, 909 nt
Organism: Candida tropicalis MYA-3404
Lineage: Eukaryota; Fungi; Ascomycota; Pichiomycetes; Serinales; Debaryomycetaceae
Gene: PSF1
Product: DNA replication protein
Exons: 1
Coding region: 1-909 (302 amino acids)
Biological process (GO): DNA replication; DNA strand elongation involved in mitotic DNA replication
Cellular component (GO): GINS complex
Source: RefSeq, a predicted model, not a curated record